Molecule: messenger RNA, 6961 nt
Organism: Lepisosteus oculatus (spotted gar)
Lineage: Eukaryota; Metazoa; Chordata; Actinopteri; Semionotiformes; Lepisosteidae
Gene: plxnd1
Product: plexin D1
Biological process (GO): endothelial cell migration; regulation of GTPase activity; positive regulation of axonogenesis
Cellular component (GO): plasma membrane; semaphorin receptor complex
Molecular function (GO): protein binding; semaphorin receptor activity
Source: RefSeq, a predicted model, not a curated record
AAUCACGUCAUUCUGUGUUUAGGCGUUUAAGCAGGAAACAGGUUUUCCUCUUGGAUUGUUAUAGUGAAGAACACAUUAUUUUCUCUUGCUCAAUGCACCCCUCAGUGCAUUACGCGCUGAAACCAGCAAGAAGGAAAAAUGCCUCCUUCGGACAGAGUUGUUCUACUUCUUGGCGUCUUGAUUCUGGUCUCCUGUUUGAGUAUUCGCCAGCACUUUGGCUGUGCGCUGCAGCUCCAGCAGAAGUUCACGUCUCUCCAGCAGACCAACAAUUUCGCAGUGGAUGAACACUCCAGAAAGGUAUAUCUGGCGACAGUUAACAGGAUUUAUCAACUGAACGGGACUUUAAGCCUCGAAAUUGAAGAGAAAACCGGGCCGGUGAACGACAGCUUGCUUUGCCAUGCACCGCAGUUGCCCCAGACGAUUUGCGAGCACCCCAAAGUGCAGACUGACAACUACAACAAACUCCUGCAGCUCGACCAGGGGCAGGGGGUUGUCGUCGUGUGUGGAUCGGUGUACCAAGGGUUUUGUGAGCUGAGGAAACUGGGGAACAUUUCUGAAAUCGCUGUGAGAUUUCCCCCGCAGGGUGAGAAUAAGGUGACCGUUUUCCCAAGCAUGUUGAAUAUCGCCGCCAACCACCCCAACGCGUCAACCGUGGGACUCAUUCUCAGGGGCCCUGCCGGGAACACUCGGCUUUUGGUCGGGGCCACCUACACGGGGGUGGGAACCCCUUUCUUUCCGAAAAAUUAUACAAAAGAAGACUUGAGGUUCGAAAACACCCCCGAGAUAGCCAUCAGGUCUCUCAACUUAAACGACCUGUCCAAGCUUUUCACCUAUGAUAUUAACCCCUCUGAAGACAACGUUUUUAAAAUAAAACAAGAGGUCAAGACCAAAAACAAGCUGAGCUUUGUCCAUGCCUUUAUCGAGAAGAGUUAUUCUUACAUCGCAAUUAACAAUGAUGCUAAUCAGGGGCAGAAAGAAAAUCAUCCUAACAGUAUAUUGGCGAGAAUUUGUCUGGACAGUGAAAGUAAACGAAAGUCGGCUACAGAAAGCAGAAAGCUUACCGAGUCCUACAUCCAAAUGGGAUUACAGUGCGGCUCCAACGGUAACAUUUACAAUAGGAUUGUGUCAGUGUACCCGGCACGGAUCUACGUUUCCGACAAACAAAACCCUGAGGAGUUCUUAUUCGGAGUUUUUGCAAAGUCCAAUAAAAACACGGCUUUGUGUGUCUACCCGUUUUCUGAAAUUGAAAAAGUUAUCAGAGAUGGCAGAAAAAAAUGUUCUAGUUCACCUGGUUCUCCAGAUGUGCAGGUGCUAGACAGUGUUAUCCAAGGCUCGGGAGCGGAGUGCGUCGCUAAACAAAAAAUUGUGCUGCAGAUGGAACAACUGGACUGUGGGGCAGCUCAUCUCCAGCACCCCCUGGCUCUCCGCAGGCCCCUACAGGCCACCCCUAUAUUCGAAUCAGUGGGCCUGACCUCAGUGGCUGUGGACAGUGUUCACACCCAUUCUGUGGUUUUCCUUGGGACCGCCAGUGGCAGGCUUUGGAAGCUUAACCUGCUUAGGAACCUGACACUGGCCAAUAAGAGCUCUCUGAAAGUAGCAGCAGGAGAGUCAGUUCAUCAUAUCAUGAUCUUUGACCCCAGCGAUAGAAACUACCUCUAUCUUAUGACAUCUCGUCAGCUCCUCCGUGUGAAGGUUGCCAGCUGUGACCGGUACACCAGCUGCAGCGAAUGCCUCUUAGCUGGUGAUGCCCACUGUGGGUGGUGCACUCUGGAGAACAGGUGCUCAAUACAAAAAGAAUGUGCCCACCAGCUCCUUCCCAGAUUCUGGAUUGGACUGAGCGAAGGGCCCCAGCAAUGUCCGUCCAUGACGAUAACUCCCAGAGAAAUCGACAUCGCCACCGACAUCAAGGAUUUUGGGAUUCUGAUCAAUGGCAGCGUUCCAGAUCUUAGCAACACUGAGGUUGAGUGUAGCUAUGGCAACGGAGUUUCCACCAGGGCAACGAUAUACGCGGUCAAUUCGGGACCUCCUCAGAUCCAAACCUGCCCACUCUUGCCCAAAGACAAGCUUCCCAGAAUUCAACCUGCUGAGGAUCACGUGGUCAUUCCUGUGUCAAUCAAGGUCAAUGGAACUCCUAUUGUCUGGGGGAACUUCACCAUCUAUGACUGUGAGAAGACUGGGAUUGUUCAUUCAAAGAGACCGUGCACCAGCUGCCUGAGCACUAAAUGGAAAUGUUACUGGAAUUUAGAAAGAAGCGCUUGUGUCUCACGCAAAACAAACCCAACUGACACUCUGCUUGAGAACUCUAUGUACUGUCCAAGUGUGAAUCCCUCGCUGACUAGACCAACGGCAACUGGAACAGCACAAGACAUCACUCUCACUCUGAACAACACAAAAGAGGGAACACCACUGCAGUGUGAUUUCGGAAAUGAUCAGUUAUACGAAGCAACAUGGCUUGACCAAUCGACAAUUAAAUGCAGCAGCGUAACAUUAUACACAACAAAGAGAAGCCAGACAGUCCAUCUCAACCUGCGAUUGAAGAAACACCAGGACAAAUUCCUUGACAGCCCUCUACCAGUCACAGUGGAGGUGUACAACUGUGGGACAGGCAGCACAGACUGCUCUCAGUGCUUGGGACGGGAAGACGAAGGCCAUUUCUGCUCCUGGUGUGACAACACGUGCAAGCCCAGGGAUGAGUGUCAACCCCUUAAGACCACCUGUCCUGCCCCGGAGAUAUGGGAGAUCGAGCCUCUCAGUGGGCCGCUGGAGGGGGGCACCCUGCUCACAAUACGAGGAAGGAACUUGGGUCGCAGGUUUACUGACAUCGUGGUUUCUAUCAGACAUGUGCACUGUCUCCCUAUCCAGAGCCAAUACAUUGUUUCAGAGAAAAUUGUCUGUAAGACUGGGAGCUCAGCGUCUGCCUUCUCAGAUACGGUGACUGUGAAUGUGAGUCAGUCGGUGGGGAGGUCCCAGAAAUUAUUUAAAUAUUUGGUGCCGGAGGUUUUCUCUAUUGAGCCGAAAAACGGCUCCAGGGCUGGGGGAACCAAAGUCACCAUCAGUGGGAGACACCUGGGAGUUGGCACGAGGGUGAGAGUGAAGGUCAACGGGACUCAGGAAUGCACUGACCUGAUACGAACAGAGGACACUAUUAAAUGCACCAUGCCUGCAGCAAAGCACUCCAAGACCGAGGCUGUCCAGGUGUGCGUUGAGUUUGAGGAAACCCCUUGUCAAAACUCAAAGUGGGUCACCCAGUACACUUACGAGAAAAACCCUGACAUAGCGGCCAUCAGGCCAGGAACAAGCCAUCUCAGUGGAGGAAGAACAAUCACAGUGAUGGGACAUGGUUUCAAUCUCGUACAGAAUGUCACUAUGGAGGUCAAAGAAAGCAGAGAGCAAGCUCAAUGCUACGUUCAUACAAACUACAUUAUCAGCUGCCAGUCCCCACCAGCUCUGCAUCCUAUGAAAGCUACAGUGGAGUUUUAUCUGAACGGUGUCCUGUACACACGGGAAAGUCCUGCUGCUCCCUAUGGGCUGGAGGAUGAGGACGAGCCUCACAGUGGCCUCUUUUCCCUGGAAUAUCUGGGGGACCCUCAGUUCCACACCGCCAGCAAGGAGAGACUGAUCAAACACCAUCCAGGAGAACCCCUUACCCUGAUCAUCAAUAAAGAGCCAAACAACCUGGGACUUAGUCUAGAAGAAUACAAAGUAAUGAUUGGCCCCAUUCCAUGUGACAUCAGCUUCAACAAUGAUCAACUGUUCCACUGCACCAUCAACGGAUCCUUGAGCUCCAAUGAGAGACAACUUCCUGUCACAGUGGAGGUUGGGAAUUUCCGCAAGGUCAUUGCCAUGGUGCAGCUGGGAGGUAGUGAGCUGGCGAUUGUGGUGUCCAUUGUAGUGUGCUGUGUCUUGCUGCUUUUCUGCACAGUAGCGCUGGUGGUGUACUGCACGAAGAGCCGCAGGGCAGAGCGCUACUGGCAGAAGACCUUAGUCCAAAUGGAAGAAAUGGAAUCCCAGAUCCGAGAGGAAAUCCGCAAAGGCUUUGCUGAACUGCAGACAGACAUGACAGACCUCACCGAGGAGUUAAACCGCAGCCAGGGAAUUCCUUUUCUGGAAUACAAGCAGUUUGUUACAAGAACUUUCUUUCCCAAGAUGUGCUCAGACUAUGAGAGAAGCUUUGUCCAGCCGAUAUACGAAAAUGAUGCUCUGGGACCCAGGGCUGUACAGGAAACCCACCCCCUGUUGCAGGACUGGAAGGCUACCAGCAACCACAAACCGAACAUGGAGGAAGGAAUCUCGUUAUUCUCCACAUUGCUCAACAACAAGCACUUCCUUAUUACGUUUGUCCACGCGCUGGAGCAGCAGAAGGACUUUGCUGUGCGAGACAGGUGUAACCUGGCCUCUCUCCUCACAAUCGCUCUCCAUGGUAAACUGGAGUAUUACACCAGCAUCAUGAAGGACCUGCUAGUAGACCUGAUAGAUGCUUCUGCAUCCAAGAACCCUAAGCUGAUGUUGCGGAGGACAGAGUCUGUAGUGGAGAAGAUGCUGACAAACUGGAUGUCCAUCUGCAUGUACAGCUACCUGAAGGAAAUAGUGGGUGAGCCUUUCUUUUUGCUGCUCUGUGCAAUCAAGCAGCAAAUAAACAAGGGGUCCAUUGAUGCCAUCACAGGGAAGGCCCGGUACACUCUCAACGAGGAAUGGCUCCUGCGGGAGAACAUCGAAGCCAAGCCCCAGAAUAUUAAUGUGUCUUUCCAAGGCUGUGGGAUGGACUCGCUUACAGUUCGGGUAAUGAAUACAGACACCAUCUGUCAAGUCAAGGAGAAAAUCCUGGAGGCCUUUUACAAGAACCUGCCCUUCUCCCAGUGGCCCAGAGCUGAGGAUGUGGACCUGGAGUGGUUUGCUUCUGGCAAUGACAGCCGUCUUCUUCUUGACCUGGAUGACACGUCUGUGAUGGAGGAUGGGAGAAAGAAGCUGAACACUGUCUUUCAUUACAAGAUCCCCGAAGAAGCGUCACUUGCCAUGAGUUUGAAAGACAAGCGAGACAACACUCUUGGAAGAGUAAAAGACUUGGACACAGAAAAAUAUGUUCAUCUGGUUGCUCCAAACGACGAGCUAAUGGAGACAAAGAGGUCCCAGAGGCACAGUCACCGGAAGAAAGUUCUGCCAGAGAUCUACCUCACAAGGCUGCUCUCCACCAAGGGGACUCUCCAGAAGUUUCUGGAUGACCUGUUCCAGGCAGUCCUCAGCAUCCCUCAGGACAAGCCUCCCCUCGCUGUCAAGUACUUUUUUGAUUUCCUGGAAGAACAGGCUGACAGAAGAGGCAUCACUGACCCAGAUACUUUGCACAUCUGGAAGACCAACAGCUUGCCUCUGCGGUUUUGGGUGAACAUUUUGAAGAACCCUCAAUUUGUGUUUGACAUUGACAAGACGGAUCACAUGGACGCCUGUCUGUCCGUCAUUGCCCAGGCUUUCAUUGAUGCAUGCUCCAUAUCAGAUCUGCAGCUAGGCAAGGAUUCUCCCACCAACAAGUUGCUAUAUGCCAAGGAAAUCCCAGAGUAUAAGAAGACUGUUCAGCGGUAUUACCAACAGAUCCAGGAAAUGACACCCCUGAGUGAACAGGAAAUGAAUGCACACUUGGCCGAGGAGUCCAGGAAAUACAGAAAUGAGUUCAACACAAACCUGGCCCUGACUGAAAUCUACAAGUACGCCAAGAGAUACCGAAUACAAGUUGUGAAUGCACUAGAGGCCAACCCCACUACCAAGAGGACACAGCUGCAGCAUAAAUUUGAACAAGUCAUUGCACUGGUGGAAGACAACAUCUAUGAGUGCAGUAGUGAAGCCUGAGGUGUACAUCAGGCCUGGACAUGAACAGACUCUUUCCAAAACAGACCUGGCCCUCUUCUGUUGUGCCUGACCAGAGGUGGCAAAAAUUUUGCCUAGCAAAGAGGGAAGAUAUGAGCAUAUUCUUACUGUACAAAAGGAGAAAUGCUAUUGAAAGUGUAUAAAUGAUGGUGCUGCAAUAAGCAUUUGCACUGACUGCCUGCUGUCCAACACCACAGAGAGCAGCAUCUAUAUCCAGCGUGUGAAGCUGGUAUCCGUGGUUUCUUGAAAUACCACGGAAGACAAUUUCCUUUGUGGCUUUUCGCUCACCAUUUUGGAUGGGUAACUGUAAGAAAAAAUAGACAUAUGAGUUAAGAACUUUGGAGAAGCACAAAUGGAGCCGUUUUCUUCUAAGAAACUUCUGCACCUUUUGAAUUGGUUUCGCUAAGAUUCCUAUGGCUUUUUUAUGCAUCUGAUGCCGAAGCAGUUUGCUUUUAUUUCUGUUUAAAUGAACUGUAAAGACCUUGGCUUGUUUUUUUGCCAGCAUGAUCAACUUGAAUAAGAGACUAUUUGGACAGAUAAAGGUAUGUUAAGUUCCACUAGGACAGUAUAGGGCCAGCUGUUAAUGGAUAUUCUAAAAGGGGUAUGCCCUAUCUUAAAGCAAACUAACCCCAUCAUUGAAACCAAUACAAAAAUGUGCUAUACUUGUAAAACAGGUAUUCUCAGCAAUAUUUAUUCAGCAAUGUUAGGAAAAGGCGUGUGCACUUUGGUGACAUUAUAUGAAAUAGACACCCUUGUCCAGCACCCAAAAUUAUUCUCAGGUUGAAGCAUGGAUAAGGAGUAUUGUAUGGUUUUAACUAACGCUGUGAAGUGAUUAGGAGAGAGACGAAAAAGAAAAAGAUGAAGAAUGUAUACAAUGUUUUGAAUGUACAGGUGAACUAAAGGACCAGGGCACUGUUGCAUCCCAAACAUUCUCUGGGAUCAGAUGCUGGUUGUCUGACUAAAUGAGCCACGAGUGAAGAAAUGCUGGAAGUAGGAGCAAUGAAGAAUGUGAAAAGACUUUUCUGUUUUGUAAGAGGUUGGUAUGUGACAGGUGAAAGUGAGAAACUAAAGGUGGAAAUUAAUAAAAUGACUUGAUAAAAAGCUG